Salvia miltiorrhiza (redroot sage) is the source of this 1172-nucleotide messenger RNA. RefSeq names its product protein IN2-1 homolog B-like. The transcript is spliced from 10 exons. Lineage: Eukaryota; Viridiplantae; Streptophyta; Magnoliopsida; Lamiales; Lamiaceae. The coding region runs from base 217 to 939 and encodes 240 amino acids. The record is from RefSeq and is a predicted model, not a curated record. Gene Ontology annotation, molecular function: glutathione transferase activity.
AAUCUCUAUUCUUUUUUGCGGGUGGAAGAAGGCAUGACGCAUUAAACACGUGAUUACAGUUGAAUUUUUGUUUUUUGUUUUUUUAGUUGGGGACAUUAGAGUUGAAAUUUUAAUCUUACAUAACUCGCAGUCACAGUUCGUUGCCUAUAUUAGUACUUAUAAAAAUUUAUAAUUAUAAUUGUUGGUGAAUUAUCAGCACUCACUCCACUGACAACUAUGGCCGCCGCAGCAGCUAGCGUGCAAGAAGUUCUUCCGCCCCUCUUCAAUUCAACUUCUCUUCAUCCACCACCACUCUUCGAUGGAACCACUAGGUUAUACGUGUUUUACGAGUGCCCCUUUUGCCAGCGUGUGUUGAUUGUGAGGAACUACAAGGGUUUGCAAGAUCAGAUCAAGCUUGUUGGUAUCGAUCUUGCAGAUAAACCUGCUUGGUAUAAGGAAAAAGUAUAUCCAGAAAACAAGUUGCCAUCAUUGGAGCACGAUGGCAAAAUCAUUGGAGAAAGCAUGGAUUUGAUCAGAUACUUGGACACUAACUUCGACGGACCACCUCUGUUACCAGAUGAUCACGAGAAGCUCAAGUUUGCAGACGAGAUGAUUGCUUACUUGGACACGUUCCUAAAGAACGUGUUCACAUCAUUCAAACAAGAUCCUGUGAAAGAAGCUGGUGCUGAAUUUGACUACUUGGAAGCAUCACUUGCAAAAUUUGAGGAUGGGCCAUUCUUUCUGAGCCAAUUUAGCCAAGUGGAUGCUGCUUAUGUUCCAUUUAUCGAAAGGUUUCAGAUCUAUCUAAAGGAAGUGUUCAAGUAUGAUAUAACACCAGGCAGGCCGAGGGUAGCUGCAUAUAUAGAGGAACUGAACAAGAUUGAUGCAUACAAGCCAACCAAGUGUGAUCCUAACUGGCUCAUCCAGUUCUACAACAAACGAUUCAUGAAAUCGAGUUAAAUCCGGUGCUGAUAUCCUGCAACAAGUCGACGUUUUCUACGUUUGGUUUACUAAUCCGGUGUUCACUGGUUUACUAAUAGACCUCAUAUAAGGCAAUAUUCCAUCGUGUAUUCGUGUUUGUUAUAAGUCUAUUGUGUAUUCGUGUUUGUUAUAACUUAUAAGUUAUUGUAAAUUGAUGAACACUACUACAUACAGUGACCAAUAAUGUUGUGUGUAUCCUCUUAUUUUCUUCA